Cladocopium goreaui is the source of this 2397-nucleotide messenger RNA. The record is from the annotation of a GenBank genome assembly. NCBI's taxonomy places the organism in Eukaryota, Dinophyceae, Suessiales, Symbiodiniaceae.
AUGAUGUGGAUGCACGUUGAAGAUUCCAACAAUCAGAUGCCAGAGUCCGAAUGGCAAGCUGCGCCCAUGACGUGGAUGCAGGAUGAAGAUUCCAACAAUCAGAUGCCAGAGUCCGAAUGGCAAGCUACGCCCAUGAUGUGCUUGCUGGUGGAUUGUGGGCUGAUGGAGAAGCAGAACAUGAGGGGUGGAUUGAGACCGAGGCGAGCCAGAGGACAGCAGCUUUUAGUUGAUGAAGCAGUAGAGAUUCUGAACUCGAAGGCAUCUGCUUUGGCGGAAGACGGAACCUUGCCGGUAGCCGUUUUGUUUGAGAAGAGCAAUUGGUUGAAGAUGAGGUUUCGCACACCUGCAGAUUUGGCAAGGGCUUUGAGUCAUUUUGGUCAGACCUUGAUUGUCGACCAACACACGGGCACAGUUCGUUUCUGCACUUUUUUUGAACGUCUCGUGGGUUUGUGCGAGAUGCUCUUGAGAGAGCAAAACGGUUCCGUGCUCACUUUGGCGAUGGCUGUCAACGUGCCCGCAAUGCAGUCGCUAUUUGCUCAAGAGCAAGAGAAGUCAGACAAGGAUUUGGAACAAAAAUCUGAGCAGGUCGAGACGUUGCGAUUGGCUUUGGAAUACGCUGAGAUUCUUCAGGUGAUGCCCAGUGAUGAAGGCAGAGAUUUUGACUUCAUCGACUGGCGGUCACCCGCUGAAAUUCUGCUUGGGCCCGCAGAGACGGUGCUCUCAAGUCGCUCGGAGGCUUCAAGUGUUGUGGAGGCAGAGGGCGAGGUGUCGCUGGCCCUGCUUUUGGAGGAUCCUGUCAUUUGUCGAAUGCUGGAACGCGCUGGCAUCAAUUCCAGCCAGGCCCUUGCCGGCUUGCAAAGCGCCCUGCAGAUUUCCCACGACUUCGAACUGGAUUCUGCCGGCUUGAGCUGCCGGCGCAAAGGACAGGAGCCAGAGGAGCCAGGCAGGUCGGCCCCUGCCCAGCAGGAGGAAGACGCUGAGGCACCGCGGGGCUAUCAUAGGCGUCGUGCAGGAGUGAUACCGUCUGACAAGGAUGCCGUGGAAUUGCGCAAGCUCCUUCAGCAUUAUUUUCAACCUUUCAAUCUACAGCACAAUCGGGUGUUGAUGAUGAUGCUGCAGGCUUCCAUUCGAAGAUCUCACGGACAAUACGCCGGCUCUGAGUGGAAGCCAUACUUCACCAUCAAGGACAUUUGCCUCAUGCCCCGCAUCAAAGAAGUCUUGAACCGGUACUGCUUUGACGGUCAGAAGGGCUUGCUGGCUGCGGCUGUUGACGUUGAGGAUGAGGAGAUGCCAGUUCGCGUGUGCUUCGAGGCAAAGGAUGCGAAAGGCAUGUGCGCUCAAAGGAUGCUUUGGCUGGAACUGCCGUACACACCAAUCUUCCGGUAUUUUCAAACAGCCAGGAGGUGCAAAGAGGUUCAGGUGCUGCUUGAGCCAAAGAUCGAUACGAGGCUAAAGGUGGAGGCACUGAGUCCCAAGUCGUUCUUGGUGAUGUCCUACUCUGUCUCCUCAGACUUGUCGUAUUGCGGUUCACCCAAAGCCGACGAGCUCAUUGAGGCGACGGCCAGAGGAGACUUGGAUCCAAAUGCGCUCUUUUGGGAGACUCGUUUGCAGAAGAUCAAGCGUCAGCUGCUUUGGCACGCAGCAGACAUCAUUUGCGUGCAAGGCAUUCACAGCGUGGGCGAACGCGCACGGUGCAGUGAGACCAACACGCGGUGGUUCAGCUCCUACAGUUACAAUGAUCCUACGGUGAAUCACUUGGCGUCCCUCUACCGUGAGUUGGCAAAGAAGAAUUACGGUGUUGUUUUCAUGCCCACGCUGAAGCAGCCUGGUAGUGCACAGAUUCACUGCGGCAAUGCAGUCUUUUGGAAGCGGACUCGAUGGCAGAUGGAGCGCUACUGGGAUGCUGGCAAAGGUGCACUUUGUGUGGAGCUCACCUCGAAGCUGCAGGGCCCUGACGUCUUGGUCUGCUGCAGCAGGGCGGGCAACGUCUACGCGGAAGAAUGGGGCAAAAACUUCAGCAAUGAAGAAUUGAUAACGCAGCCUGCUGAUUCCAGCGCAACGUGCGUUGCUGCACCACUGUGGCAAGAGAUCGCUGAGGAACAUUUGCUGGUCAUCAACUUGGAGGGUGAAGGGGGCCAAGCCCGAAGAGAUCACAUCUACCGGGAGUUCGAAAAAGUGGGAUUGGAAGGACGUUUUCGCUUCUGGCCUGCCAUCAACUUCAAGAAUAGCACCCGAUUAGCGAAGGAAACCAACCGCAAGGAGUGCCCUUGCGACUCAAAGGUGGGAUGUGCGUUGAGCCACCGAGAAAUCUAUGAAAUGAUGCUUUAUGAGAAAUGGGCUUGCGCCACCAUUUUCGAAGACGACGUAGGCUGGCCACCAACUUCAGUGGUCGGGUAG